AUGACUCCCCGUCGUCCUUCAUCUUCCAACAGCCAGGCGGACGCUCGUUCUGUUAGCUCUGGUCAGAUGUCUUUGGACUCAUAUCUGGAGACGGGCACGGGACCCAAGCCGCCUCGACCAGAGACGCUGCGCUCUGGUCUAUCGCUCUCUCAGCAUGCCCGAACCGUUAAGGGGAUGGCAGCCCGUGGCACUCAGGCCAUCCCUAGCCCGGCCUCACGAAAGUCAACAGACAGAAAGAGACGCGAAGACAGAAAGAAGAAGACCAAGGUCUCCGUCACUCUUCGAUGCGAUCCUGAUUGGCUCCAGUUGCAGACCGCGUCCGGCCUGCGGGCCAAGUACAUGAAUAGACAAGAAGACGUCUUUAAACUCAUCGUUGCUAUCUAUAUGGAUGACCGCAGAGCCGGUAUCGCUACACUUGUCGUCAACUCUCACUCUGAUGCACAGGAGAUCAGGACCCACUCUGAACUGAUCCGCGAAGUCUUUGAUCAUCAGGUUGAGAUCAUUCCUGAGAGGUUUCACAUCUUGUCUACCGAUAUAAUCAAGAGAAAGCUUGCAGAUCGCCUUGCUGGGCCCGGGGCCAAUCUCAACUAUGACUCACUUUUCGAAGACCUCCCUGGCCGUCUCCAGGAUUGGUGUGCCGAAACGGGCCUGCCUCUUUUGAAAGUUUGUUGGAGGGACGGGCAUCUCUCCUUCAUCCUCGAGAACCUUGACAUGGCUCUUCACGCCAUCGAAAAGACCUUUUCUGUUUGUGGAAUUCACACAGACUUUAUCUCAGUCGAACCCAAGUCAACAGUCAAGCAGUGCUACAACUGCCAGAGACUCAAGCACAUGUCCUUCAACUGUGACUAUGCUACUCGCUGUGGCCACUGUUUGGGCCCUCACAAGCUCAGAGAAUGCCCCAAAGGUGUGCGAAAGCAAUGUGGCGUUUGCAACGAAGUCGGGCAUGCCAGUUACGAGCGGAGCACCUGCGAUGAUGAAGCAAUGCGCAGUGCCCGUCACACCGCCAGUCUUUGGCGAGGUAAAGCUGAGUGGGAGACACGUAACAAUGUCAAGUUACUUGGCUUGGAUUUGACCGGCGCAUAUCACAGAGUGACCAGAGAGGAUAUCAUUUCUCUGGUAGAGAAGCGCAACGUUCCAUUCCUGAGUUACAUGCUUGAACUUUUGAAAGCUUCGGCUCCCCAAUCUCGACCAGCGCAAGAGUCCAACUUUAGCCCUGAGGAGGACACUUAUGGAGUGGCUCAAGCCACCGCUGCCACUGCCACCACUCCCACUACCGCCACUACUACUACCGCUACCGCUACCGCUGCUACUCCUACUACCGCUACUGCCACUACUACUGCUACUACCGCUACCGCUACCGCUACCGCUACUGGUACUGCUGGUACUGCUGGUACUGCUAGUACUGCUGCUAUUACUGCUACUACUACUACUGCUACUACUGCUCCUACCGCUGCUGCUAGUAGUCCUUACAGUUCUGCCAAAAUACCCUUAAAAAUUGCCGAUACUCUCUCCACUGUCCCAUCUUUACACACCGCGUCUCAGAACAGCUCUAUCACUUACCCACUGAGUGAUGUAACUGGAAUUCCUGUCUUUGUGACAGGCUCCAAUAGGCUUUACAUUGGUGAUAGCCGGGUCAACAAGCGGAAGACUGGGGAUCAUGGCGACCUCUCGCCUUGUGAGCAGGUUAAAAAGGUACGUUUGGAUUUGCAGGGAAGCUGUGCUGAGCCUAUGGCUUCCGAGCCUGAGGCCGCUGCCAGUCUUGACCGCGAGGCUGAGAGGAAGAUUCUCCGACCGAAGGCUGUUUCCAAGCCGGUCGUGAAGUCUACGGUUUCCCGUGCUCCCAACUGCUCGCAAGAGCGUCAGGCAGAUGGGGAGAUUCAUGAGAGCAUCACCGACAAGGGGGAGGAGGAGCAGAAGGAGAACAACAAGAAGAAGAAGGGUGGCUAUCAGAUGACGUUGCUUGCUUAUCGUGAAAUGUACAAAGCAUCAUCUUCCCUUGUCUAA
Molecule: messenger RNA, 2004 nt
Organism: Fusarium subglutinans
Lineage: Eukaryota; Fungi; Ascomycota; Sordariomycetes; Hypocreales; Nectriaceae
Exons: 4
Coding region: 1-2004 (667 amino acids)
Source: RefSeq, a predicted model, not a curated record